This is a messenger RNA of Adineta steineri, 1743 nucleotides long. The record is from the annotation of a GenBank genome assembly. Lineage: Eukaryota; Metazoa; Rotifera; Eurotatoria; Adinetida; Adinetidae.
AUGUUCGGACUUGUCCAUUGUAAUGCAUCAACUAUAGCACGACAAACUACUGAUUCAAAGCUUUUUUUUGUUCGAAUAUUAGUCAAAAAUUGGCUUUGGCCUAUUAUAACCUUUUUCGGUGUUACUGGAAAUAUUCUUGCCAUAAUUGUUCUUACUAAACGUCGUAUGAUUAUGUCGUCAACAAAUAAUUAUUUAGUUGCCUUAGCUCUUGUUGAUAUUGCUUAUCUUUUAUUAACACUUAUACUUAAUACAACAAGAAAUCCAUGCUUUCAUGAUACUACAAUAGCAGCUGUUCUAUCAGUAAUAUGUCGACCAAUUGCAGAUUUUGCAUCAAAUACAAGCGUUUGGCUUACAGUUACAUUUACAGUUGAACGUUGGGUAGCAAUAACUUAUCCAUUACAAAGUCGUACAUGGUGUACUGUACAUAGAGCAAGAAAAAUUAUCUUUAGUGUUAUGUUAGCAGCAUUGAUAUGUACAUCACCAUCAGCUUUUGAAGUGAAACUUGUACGUGAUACUGAAGUGAAAAAUUCAACUCGUCUUCGUGCCGAACAUACAGCAUUGGGAAAUAGUAUUCUAUAUCAUCAGAUUUAUUUUCCUUUCGUGACAUUUGCUAUUAUUUGGAUUCCAUUAUUAUUUCUUGUUAUAUUCAAUACAAUUUUAAUUUUAUAUGUUCAUCGUUCAAAACAAGAUGAUCAUAAAAAUAAAGAAGGUAUACAAUUACGUCGACAUAAUCGUGGAAAUCAAGGUGAACAAAGAAAAACAACAAUUAUGUUAAUUGCUGUUGUUAUUGUAUUUACUUUUUGUCAAAUUCCUCAAGCAAUAUCACUAACAAUUCAAUCAUUUUUUCACACAUUAGCUGAAACAUCCAACGUUCUUAUUUUCAAUAAUUUUGCAAAUUGUUUAGUUGCUAUAAAUGCUUCAAUGAAUUUUCUAUUAUAUUGUUGUUUUUCGGAUCGAUUUCGUUCAACAUUUCGAUCAAGUUUUUCUUUUCUACAUAAAUAUUGUACAAUAUGUCUUGAACCAAAUUGGAAAUUAACAACAGAUAAUAAUAAAUAUUCAAUAUCAGUUGAUAAUAUGUCAUCAAAUUUCGCUUAUAACCAAUCAAAUUAUUCAUUACAUGGACAACCGGUGAAUACUCGUAUAUCAAAUAUAAGUAAUGAUUUAAGUCAAAAACAUUUAAGAAAAACUUUCAGUAAUGCAUCUCAACGACAAUCACAAAUAUCGAAUAUAGAUCGAUCAUCAUGGACAUCAAUUUUAUCCAAAUUUAAAUUAAAUAGAAAUACUAAAAGUGAUUUAAAACAAACACUUGUUUCAGAAAUGUGUCCAAAUUCUCCAACAACAAGUAUUAUGAAAAGUGCUUCAUCUUACAUGCGACAAUCACCUACAUCAAAUAACUAUUCUUCAUUUAAACCUUCUCAACGUGAAACAAAACCAUUUCGUUCAUCAACUGUUUGUUUUACAACUAAAGAAAUUAAUCCAUCAUCAUCGUCAAGUCUAUUGCAUCGAUCAAUGAAUAAAACUUGUUCAAAUGAAAAAAUGAAAAAAAUAACAAAUAUAAAAACAAAUCAAUUAAAUGAUACACCAACAACACUUCGUCCAAUAUUUCAUUCACAUCGAUCAUUAGAUGAUAAGAAUACCGAACAAAUUUGGAUAAAACGUCGUUUGUCAAAUGAUGCCAUACAAAAACUUUUUAAUCCACAACAAUUCUUUUUAUGGAAAGAAAUUGUCGAUGUUACUGUAUAA